Molecule: messenger RNA, 426 nt
Organism: Aspergillus fijiensis CBS 313.89
Lineage: Eukaryota; Fungi; Ascomycota; Eurotiomycetes; Eurotiales; Aspergillaceae
Exons: 1
Coding region: 1-426 (141 amino acids)
Source: RefSeq, a predicted model, not a curated record
AUGACCGACAACACCACCGAAAUCCAAGGCUUCGCCUCCCGCCGCAACAACACCUGCCUCGCCGACGAGGUCAGCUGCGGCCGCACCUGGGACACCUGGUACGCCUGCUGCCCGUCGGGUUCCUACUGCCCCGGCAGCAAGGUCAGCAUCCCCAAUAACGUCUGCUGCCCGAGCUGGACCGACUGCACCGCCCAGAUCGAGGACCCGCCCGUGUGCGCCGACGCCCAGUGGGCCCUGUACAACUACAGCGGAUAUUUCUGCUGCGAGGGCGAUACCCAAGGGUUUGGGGUGAAGAAGGAGACGUGGGUCGGGUGUGCGCCGGCGGGAUUUCAGGGGGAUGCGUCGUUUUCGGCGUUGAAUGUCAUUGCGCAAGGUAUUUCGUUCCAUCCUCCCUGCACUGGGGUUUGGGGGUUAUCCGGGAUAUGA